Molecule: messenger RNA, 1913 nt
Organism: Benincasa hispida (wax gourd)
Lineage: Eukaryota; Viridiplantae; Streptophyta; Magnoliopsida; Cucurbitales; Cucurbitaceae
Gene: PHT4;2
Product: phosphate transporter 4;2
Biological process (GO): transmembrane transport
Cellular component (GO): plastid
Molecular function (GO): phosphate transmembrane transporter activity
Source: RefSeq, a predicted model, not a curated record
UUUCUCCUCCUCUUUACAUUGUGAGUAGUAUUUUACAGCUUCUCAAAUGGCGACUUCCUCUCCGCCUAAACCUUCCACCAAUUCCAUAAAUUACCUUUCUCCUAAUUACCCAUCUCGUCUUUCAACCAAAAAACCCAACCUCGUCAACUUUUCAACAACCCAUUCCGUAUUUCAAUCCAAAUGGAGGAUUCAGCUGGGGUUUGAUCGGUUACGAGUGGCCGGAGAGAGAAGAGCAUCGGCGGCGGUGGUUCGCUGCACGGCGGAGGGGAUCGAGAGAAGCAUUCCCUUUGGCCGGAGAUCAAUCGGAUCCACCGCUGAAGACCGAGCCGCUGCCGCUGGAAUUGGAUUCGGCUUGCCGGAGAGGUUUAAAGUUGUUGCGUUAACAGCAUUCGUCAUGUGUCUUUGUAAUGCUGAUAGAGUUGUUAUGUCGGUUGCGAUUGUUCCUCUUGCUGCUAAAUAUGGCUGGUCUAGUUCCUUCCUCGGCAUCGUUCAGUCAUCAUUUCUAUGGGGAUACAUAUUCUCAUCGGUGGUUGGAGGAGCAUUGGUUGACAGAUAUGGAGGAAAACGAGUGAUGGCUUGGGGAGUGGCCCUUUGGUCUCUUGCUACUCUUCUUACUCCUUUGGCCGCCAACCACUCAACAACCAGUCUCUUGGCCGUUCGUGCUUUCUUUGGACUUGCUGAAGGUGUUGCUUUGCCAUCUAUGAGUACCCUCUUGUCAAGGUGGUUUCCGAGCCAUGAACGAGCAAGGGCAGUUGGGAUGUCAAUGGCUGGUUUUCAUCUUGGCAAUGUUGUAGGAUUGCUAUUAACCCCCAUCAUGCUAUCGUCCAUUGGAGUCACCGGCCCGUUCUUGUUAUUCUCAUCACUUGGACUUGUCUGGUUGAUGUCUUGGAUUCCGGGAGUCACGAAUAACCCCAGAGAGAGUCAAAAUAUCAGCACAUUGGAGUUGAGAUUAAUCGAAGCUGGGAAAGUCGAUUCUUCUCAUCAUAAUGCCACGCACCUACCUCUUAGCCGCCUUCUGUCCAAGUUGCCAACAUGGGCUAUUAUAUUCGCCAAUAUGACUAAUAAUUGGGGAUAUUUUGUUCUUCUCUCAUGGAUGCCAGUUUACUUCAAGACUGUGUUUAAUGUGAACUUGAAACAAGCGGCCUGGUUUAGCGCCAUUCCGUGGGGAACAAUGGCAGUUUCUGGCUACUUUGCGGGCACUACGUCUGAUGCUCUAAUCAAAUCAGGCUACCCUGUGACAUUAGUCAGGAAGAUAAUGCAGUCAAUUGGCUUCAUCGGACCCGGAUUAGCAUUACUUUGUUUGAAUUUUGCGACGACACCAACAGUUGCAGCAGUUUUGAUGACAGUAGCAUUGAGCUUGAGCUCAUUUAGCCAAGCCGGCUUUCUCCUUAAUAUGCAAGACAUAGCGCCUCAACAUGCAGGUUUUCUCCAUGGAAUCUCAAACUCAGCAGGGACAUUAGCAGCAAUUGUGAGCACAAUUGGAACAGGCUAUUUUGUACAAUGGCUUGGAUCCUUCCAGGCAUUCUUGACAGUUACAGCAAUGAUUUACUUCAUGGCAGCUAUUUUCUGGAAUGUGUUUGCUACCGGGGAGCAAGUCUUUUAGGCUCAUACGUUUCUGAAUUCAGAAGGGCCCCUUCAGUUCAAAGUGAACCAUAUUUUUAGCUGCUGAAACCUGUGUGGAAUGGGAAGAGGAGAGAUUAAUAUGGGUGGAGCCAUUUUGAUAUAUAUAUAUUUUUUCUUUUCUUUUAUAAGUUAGAAUUAAGUUGUUUAUUCUUUGUUCCUGGGGUUAAUGUACCCCAUCUUUUUGCCUUUUUUUUUUUUUUAAUAUUAAAAAAAUCUGUUUACUCUACUCUCAUUGUAAGUUAAAGUUAAUUGGAUUUAGAUGUGAAUAAAAUACCGCACUCCUUCAUGAA